Molecule: messenger RNA, 1196 nt
Organism: Sinocyclocheilus rhinocerous
Lineage: Eukaryota; Metazoa; Chordata; Actinopteri; Cypriniformes; Cyprinidae
Product: gastrula zinc finger protein XlCGF7.1-like
Exons: 2
Coding region: 134-859 (241 amino acids)
Biological process (GO): regulation of transcription by RNA polymerase II
Cellular component (GO): nucleus
Molecular function (GO): RNA polymerase II cis-regulatory region sequence-specific DNA binding; DNA-binding transcription factor activity, RNA polymerase II-specific
Source: RefSeq, a predicted model, not a curated record
UACACAUCAAUCUUCAUUAAGUGAAGCCCUGCCUAUACAUACUCACUAUUUAAAAUGCUGUAGAAAAUUCCCAUCGUCCCACACCCAACAAGAAAAACGACUUCAGGAGAAACAACACGACCAACAAUUGAAAAUGACUGAUCCAGAGCCCUGCAAAAUAAAAAAUGACGACACUGAGGAACAAAGUGAACAAUGUGGAGCUGAGGAGACACCUCAUCAUCUCCACAAACAACAAAGCACUCAAAAAAGAGGAGAGAAACGUCCCUUCACCUGCUCUCUGUGUGGAAAGGGCUCCAUGCGAAAAUCAGACCUGAAGAAACACAUGAGAAUCCACACCGGAGAGAAACACUUCACGUGCCAUCAGUGUGGAAAGAGCUUCGUGAGAGCAAAUAUUCUCAAAAAUCAUCUGCUCUCUCACUCAGGAGAAAGAUCAUUUGGCUGUGAUCAGUGCGAUAAGACAUUCGUUUUGGAGGUGUACCUAAAGAGACACAUGAAAGUUCAUGCUGCUGUGAAACCUCAUGUUUGUACUUUUUGUGGAAAGAGUUUUGCACUAAUGCAAACUCUACAAGUUCACCAGAGUAUUCAUACUGGAGUGAAACCUCAUAUGUGCUUUGACUGUGGGAAGACCUUUACUACAUCCAGCGACUUAAAAAUACACCAGAGGAUUCACACUGGAGAGAAACCUUACAAGUGCUCACACUGCGACAAGAGUUUCGCUCAUUUAUCAUCUCUGAAAACGCACGAGAGAGUUCAUACUGGAGAAAGGCCGUACCAGUGCUCUUCAUGCAGGAGGGGUUUCACCAAUUUACCAAAUUUACUGAAACAUAAGAAAAGGUGUUGCCUAAAGAGGUCUACAUGACUUACAAGCCAAUAGUUUGAUAUUCUGAUAGAGCAAGCAAUGUAACCUAUUGGGCCAAAUUUGCAGAAGAUUGUUGAAUAUUGUUUGCUCAACAAUGGAAGUUGCUUUAAAAUGCCACAGUUUUAGUUGGGAUGUUUUAUGUUGGGGAGUAAAAUAAGUGAACGAUAUCGAUUAGUCCAUUACUUCUACAUCCAUAUGCUGAGCAAAUUGUUGUUGGUUAGGUUGUUAAGAGGUGGUGUGAUGCACUUUUAUUAUUAUUUAUUAUUACUACUGAUCUCAUUUGUUGAAUCUAUUGUCAUAUACAGUAUAUCGUAUGUAUAAUUUAUGCUACAGCAAU